ACCUCUGUCCCCAGCUCUCUUCCUGCGCAGUUCUCCUCCGCAGCCUCUGCGGGGAAGUGCCGGGGCUGCUCUCGAGGCUCAGUUUUUAGGACUGCGAGGAGGCAGCCCCGGCGUGCGGCAGUGCGCACCAUCUAGAGUGGCCAGGGCGCGGGAGUGCAACGUCCUCCUGGCUCCGAACGCGUCGUCGAGCCCCAGGAGCAGACCCUCGGCCAGCAGUUACCCCCGUCCCGACUUUCAGUUCCAGUUGCAGCUCCUGCCGGGCAACAUGUCAAGAGCCGCCGCCGCUACAGCUGCCGCCGCCACCUGGGGAAGAGCAGCAGCAGCAGCGGCGGCCGCGGGCAUGCGGGGGCUAUAAACCGAGCCGCCCGGGCUUCCAGCGGGCUAGGAAACCCUCUCUGCGCUCACUGCCCGGCGGGACCCACGCCAUGUGCUGAGCCAUGCCCCUGGCCGCGCCCGCGGGCAGCGUAUGGGGCAGCGCCUGAGUGGCAGCCGAUCUUGCCUCGAUGUCCCCGGCCGGCUCCUACCGCAGCCGCCGCCGCCCCCGCCGCCGGUGAGGAGAAAGCUCGCGCUGCUCUUCGCCAUGCUCUGCGUCUGGCUCUAUAUGUUCCUGUACUCGUGCGCCGGCUCCUGCGCCGCAGCGCCAGGGCUACUACUGCUGGGCUCGGGGACCCGCGCCUCACACCCCUCGCCAGCCCUGGCCCCGGCUCCACACGGGACGCCUCCCAGGCUGCCGUUCCGGGCACCGCCAGCCACUCCACUGGCUGCGGGCAAGGAGAUGGCCGAGGGCGCUGCGAGCCCGGAGGAGCGGAGUCCGGAGGUACCGGACUCCCCAAGCCCCAUCUCCAGCUUUUUCAGUGGAUCUGGGAGCAAGCAGCUGCCGCAGGCCAUCAUCAUCGGCGUGAAGAAGGGCGGCACGCGGGCGCUGCUGGAGUUCCUGCGCGUGCACCCCGACGUGCGCGCCGUGGGCGCCGAGCCCCACUUCUUCGAUCGCAGCUACGACAAGGGCCUCGCUUGGUACCGGGACCUGAUGCCCAGAACCCUGGACGGGCAGAUAACCAUGGAGAAGACGCCCAGCUACUUCGUCACGCGGGAGGCUCCCGCGCGCAUCUCGGCCAUGUCCAAGGACACCAAGCUCAUCGUGGUGGUGCGGGACCCGGUGACCAGGGCCAUCUCGGACUACACGCAGACGCUGUCCAAGCGGCCCGACAUCCCCACCUUUGAGAGCUUGACGUUCAAAAACAGGACGACGGGCCUCAUUGACACGUCGUGGAGCGCCAUCCAGAUCGGCAUCUAUGCCAAGCACCUGGAGCACUGGCUGCGCCACUUCCCCAUCCGCCAGAUGCUCUUUGUGAGUGGCGAGCGACUCAUCAGCGACCCGGCCGGCGAGCUGGGCCGCGUGCAGGACUUCCUGGGCCUCAAGAGGAUCAUCACGGACAAGCACUUCUACUUCAACAAGACCAAGGGCUUCCCCUGCCUGAAGAAGGCGGAGGGCAGCAGCCGGCCCCACUGCCUGGGCAAGACCAAGGGCAGGACCCACCCCGAGAUCGACCGUGAGGUGGUGCGCAGGCUGCGCGAGUUCUACCGGCCUUUCAACCUCAAGUUCUACCAGAUGACCGGGCACGACUUCGGCUGGGAUUGAACAGACCCGGGCCUUGUACCUUACCCACGUGGCUUAUAUAUUGACAGAGAUUAUAUGUAUGUAAAAUGUACAGAAAUCUAUUUUAUAAUAAUUUAUUUUUAAUUCAUAAGCAAUUAAUUCACUAAGCUGCCUAGCCACACUCUUCAGAGAGUUAGCUUCAUAAUCUGUUAACAUUCCAAAGUGUUUAACUCUAAUAUUUUGUUCUAUGCUUCACAAUUGAUGGUGCUUCCAUUUUUUUUCCUUCUCCUCUACCUGCUAUAUUUAAAACGAAGAAAAGCACAACUUGACAUUUUUGUUGUUACGGGUAUUCAGCCUUCAGUUGCUGUUUGAGUUCUCCGGUCGCUGCCUCCAUGUCCUGCCUUGGGCCUCCCAUUCUGGCUUCCCUGUCCCUUCCUGCCCGUGUACCUAGUAAGAAGGCUGAGCUGUCUCAACAGGGCUGUAGGGCAGACCUCAUGUAGCAGCCUCCUUCCAGAUGUGGUAUCAGGUCCAGUGAUGUCGCCUGAAAGCCACAGCACUAGGGUUCUGUCCCCACUUCCACUCAGCACAUGGGGGAAUCCCUCACUACCUUUACAGGGACAUCCACAUCCUUUUAGAGUCAGAAUACUAAGGGUCCAUUGGCUUCAGCUUUUAAUUUUGAAGGAUGGCCCUGUAUCCUCCUCUGCCCCAUGCCCUGGUUCAUGAACUGGUUUGAAAUGUAUGCAGAUUGUUGCCCGCUCUUUCCCAGGUCAUGUGUAUGAGAUGCUUGGGUGCUGCCUUAGAAAUCAAGAAGAUCUCCUUUAAUUUCCAUGAGACGGCACCAUGCUGCGUUCUCCAGGCAGACAGUCCUGCUUCGACACACCAAAGAAUCCCAUAGGCUAGCAGAGCCGCUGGCACAAACCGAGGGCACUGGGUGUCGAGACUCAGAGGGGUCAGCUGCGUCCCUCAGCAUCAGUGCCUACCAAGGUGCUGCUAGGUACAGAGCCAGCCAGUGUUGGGUGGUAGGCUCACAGCCUCAAUAGGGAGAAAAGACAAAGGCAGGCAGCCUGGCAGAGGAAGGGAGUCUCACACCUCAGCUUAAUGCGUCUUUGGAAUUCCUAGCUCAUGUCAGAAUGACAUCUCAGAGUGAUAAUAUGGUUGGUAGCCAGUGGCCAAACAGCAAGAACAAAGAGUGGCCCUUGUAAAAACAGGUUGAAAAAGCUGGCCUCAUGUUGCCUGUAAACCCUUGAGCCUGAUGCUUGUACAGCUGUCCCUUGUUUUAGCCAGGUCUUACAGAAGGGUUACCAGCACUGUCAGUGCUAUGCAGAAUGCUCUCCCCAUGCCUCUCUGUUGAUUUAUAACAGUUGGGUUACCAUAUAGCAAUAUAGUGGCAAUUGAGUAGCCAUAUAGUAAUAUAGGGUCAGUUGGUUAAACAUAUAGCAAUAUCACAUAAUGACAUGUCUAAUUUGACCUCAGUUUUUUAAACCAGAAUGCUUCUACUAUCAUCAAAUAAUUGUGAUUUCAGUUAUACUUCCAUGACGGAAUAUAUGGGAAGAUAUACAUAUUGUCAAAACGGUUGGGAUGGGAUAGUUACAAAGGACACUUUUGUAUGUUGUAUGGGAUCACCUGCCUGAUGGUGUAAGAAAUGUAUGAAAAGAGGAAAAGAUCAUUCAUUUUUAGAAACUGAUCAGAGAUGUCACUGGUCUUUGGGUGGUAUCUUGAUAAUCUGGUUUAUAUUUGCCCAAAAGUUUUAGCCUAAAUCUAGCUAGCUUACAAUUAGUAUCCAAACGUCUUUGCUUAGCUUCUGUUUUGGAGGAAGCUCUUCGGGGGAUUGUGGAUUUCUUAAGUUCUCCCUGUUCUCUGAUGUUAUAUCCAUUUCGUAGCUCCAGAAAGUAGUGUGGGACCUGCCCGUAGGAGAACACCAUAAUCAUAGCAUGGCUCUGCCUUGUUGAUAAGUGGGUGUGAAAAACACCUGCAUAAGGAUGCUAAUUGGUUGUGUAUUUUUUUCAUUUAUUUGAAAUCAAACUGAGAACACCUCUUUUCAGUUAACAGCAAAACAUGGCUUGAAGUUAAAGGCAAUAUCCAAGUGCUUCACCUGGUCUUGCCCUGUCCACUUUCUGGCCACUCUGAUAGUCUGAUGUGGUUCUUGAUGUGGAACUGCGGAAUGAUUCAGAGGAUGGAAUAUGACAAAACCAUAGGAAAACAUGCAGGAGGAGCUGUCCUCGCUUCUGGUCCCUGCCCUCUUUCCAAGCUGGACAAUGUUUGAUUAAGUUGUUUAUUCCCUGCCUUAAAAUAAAACUGAAACAGGAAAUUUUCUGGUAGAAGGAGGGUCAUUUAGUCAUGAAUGCUGAAGUGGGUCAAAUCUUUGAAUUCAAACAGAUGUCCAUAAUUAGUACUGAUGGAAUAGUGCAAGUUUUUCUAUGAAAGACAAAUAAAUCAAUGUGCAUCUCUUCAUAAGGGUCCGAUGGCUUAGAGUUCCUGAUGGAUCUGGAUGCAGCAGUUUCUGCCAGAACUUGAACCCCAUCAUGUGAUGGUUAUUACAAAACCCAUAUGUCUUCCCCCUGCAGAAGUUAGAUAACAUGGGAACGUAAGCCUUAGAUUUCUUUCUGUUCUGGCAAUCUGCAAGGCCACCAAACUUAACUAUUUAGCUGCCAGAAGACAAACACCCUUUUCUGUUUUGGCAUUUUGUCCUGGGACAUGUUUUGGGCUUCCUCCAAUUUACAGAAAAAGCUCUGAUAUUUAUUUAUUCAUUGGAUUACUUUUUUUUCCCUCAGUUUUUGGUUUCUUUUCGUAUUUAAAAACAAACAAAAAGGUCAACAAAAAAUAAUUGGGAGGUUUUAAUUGUUUCUAUCUAUUUCAUGCUUUCCUUGCAGUGUUUGAACAUUAGUCUGUUAACUUAGUAGGUGGUACCUGGAAAGGUAUUUUAAGUAUAGUAACUGUUUAAUAAAUGCUUCAUUGGAUGAUGGAGAAGGAGAAAUUGUUUUCUUCCCAGGAUUCUCUUUGGGGAUCAUUUUAAGUGACAGAUACAUUUUAGACAUUCAGAGAAACAGUUUCAGAUCCUGCCAGGAUAUUUUUGCAUAAAAGGAAAAUGGAAGGUUCCAAUAAAUUAGAAACAGUACGUAUCUAAGAUGCUGACACAGAAGCUAAUGUGAUUUUUCUUUUCGGCUAAUCAAGAGGAUGGCCAAUCAAACUUAAAGGUGUGGUUAGAUGUUUUUUCACUUUUGUGACAUUAAUUUAUGACUGAGUUUCAUUCAACCCAGUAAUCUAAAAUACUGUGGAAAUUCUAGCAGUAUGUCUUCUAUAACUUGGAUGUUAGAAUAGCCAAUAUGUACAAAAAAAUUAAAUCAAGUAUUUUGUCCUAUGUAUAACACAAAUUAAUUUUACACAGAGAAAGAUGUUUCUAGGAAAAUGAAAUUCUGGUAAUUCAUACUAUUUCUUUGUAUGAACAAAUAAAAUAUAUUUUGCCAA
Callithrix jacchus (white-tufted-ear marmoset) is the source of this 5062-nucleotide messenger RNA. RefSeq names its product heparan sulfate glucosamine 3-O-sulfotransferase 3B1. The record is from RefSeq and is a predicted model, not a curated record. Gene Ontology annotation, molecular function: [heparan sulfate]-glucosamine 3-sulfotransferase activity. Lineage: Eukaryota; Metazoa; Chordata; Mammalia; Primates; Cebidae.